CAAUCAACGCAUUGAUCAAGCAGGCUUUCGUUUGUGUUAAUAAUCCAUUACUCGUUUAACCUAUAACAUCGUACAAGCAUUUUGUGCCGCACCAUAAUGUUACCAAAAAUAUUGUACGUUCUGCAAGAAGCUGGAACAACUGUCUCUAUGGAAGAAAUAAUGCUCAGGGUGGAAAGACUAGACGAACGAAAAUCGACAUCGGAGGAUGAUUGUUCUCGAUUAUCAGCGUUCCUGAAGGCGCUCGAUCAGGGCACGCAGUUCGGUUUCAUCGUUGGCGAUAGAAAGCGACGAAUGUACAAGCUUGGUGUCAACUAUUUGCGCUUCGAAAAUUAUAAGUUCAACAUUAAGUUACGAAUGUUGAGCGAAGACAUCGCAAUUCAUGGCUUACACAAAAUUCUUUCGAAUGUGGAAAAUGUUUUACAAUCGGAUGUCAGCAAUGACAGCUCAGACGAUGGUGAUGGUGCUGCGUACGAUUCUGAUGAUGAGCGUACACCGACGCCUAAAAAGAAAAUUAUGAGGAAUACUCAAAACAUUUCGAAACAGCGCAAGAAAAGAAUCUUUAAGGCUGGAGCUACACCAAAAAAGCUGCCUGCACGAUCAAAAUAUAAUAAACGUUGAACCAUUGUAAAUUAGGCCUUCUUAUUUAUUUGCUAUAUGUAUAAUAACGGGGGUAUAUUCCACAUCAUAGCAACAUGGUUGUCAUGGUGAAAACCCGCAACAGCAGUAUGCUAUUGCAAUUAAAUAGUCGAUGGGUAUAGGUUUCCAACAUGUCGUCGGAUAGCGAGAAAAUUAUACAGGUCCAGCUAUCAAACAUCGAGCGAAACUAUCGCACAUUGCAGUCACAGUACAACUGGAAACCAAUGUCGGAAACGUUUGAAAAGUUUAGAGAAAAAUUUCCACUACAAUAUGACGAUAAGGCUGGCCUUAUUCAUCGCACCGAGAGACUGAACUACAUCAAAUCUUCUCAACCAAAACUGGCCCAGGAGGUAAAAAUACCUCUAAAACGAUACGGUUCUUCCGACGAAACGCGUAACAUUGCGCAACCAGCCGAAUCGUUCCGCUUCGGACAAGUUUGCAACAAAUCGGUAGACCGUCCCAAAGGAGUUAUUUACACAAACGCCAAAGGAUUUGCCAGGUUAGUGGAUCCUUAUCUGACCACAACCAUGAAAGAUAUUGUACCGCACGUGAAACAUCAACACGAUACGGUCACAUUUUGGAAUUGGGCCGAACGAGAGGAACGCAAACGGAUUCCGAAAGCAACGGACACUCUACAACCGCGAAUGGUAAUUCCGGUGUUUAAAAGGAAACUUCACUAUGGUUUCGUCAGUGAAAUGCAGGCAAACUACGUGAAGCCUGUUGAGUUGGAGUUUCGAUUGGAUCCCACUAUCACCCGUCCGAUUGUAUUAGAUCCAACCGACCACACGGAAACUGCCACGGAAAGUUCUAUGUAUGGAGACACUAAAAACUGCGCCAUGAUACUGAAACAGAGAAAAUACGAGUAAAAGAGCCCGAAUUACCUUUCCGUGAGAUGUGUAGCGAGACCAAAUUGAUGUAUUUUCAUCCAAAGGGAAAAUAAACAAAAACUUUGCAAUAAACAA
Messenger RNA from Anopheles funestus (African malaria mosquito), 1598 nucleotides. RefSeq lists its product as uncharacterized. The transcript is spliced from 3 exons. The coding region runs from base 768 to 1502 and encodes 244 amino acids. NCBI's taxonomy places the organism in Eukaryota, Metazoa, Arthropoda, Insecta, Diptera, Culicidae. The record is from RefSeq and is a predicted model, not a curated record.